GUCCAGAAUCUUACCGACAGCUGAGGCAAGCGCAUCCCCGCCGCACCGCACCACGCCUCAGUUUUAACCCAUUAGCGACCCGCACAGGCGACAUAGCGUGGUGAUUCGAGUUUCCAUGAGAGAAGAAGGCCUGUGUAGUGUGUGAGACUUGCGAACCGCAGGAUAUCCUCGCUGUUGAGUCGAGUGCUUACAAAAUCCUACUGACUGGAUUGCACGGACCUCCCUCGUCGGUCCGUGUUAGCGGCGACAGAAGGCACCUCCUCCCGCUGGCCGUGACGUGUGACCCCAUCCCCUCCAGGCCUUUGGUGAUGGGCGUGAGGGCGUGGGCGCGCGGGGGGGCGUGGGCGUGAUGGUGGGGCGCCCGUAAUGCGCGAGUCACCCCUGGAGGGAGCCACCGCCCCCCGGAACAAGCAGGCGCCCUCGAGCCUCAGCGGGGCGACUGCUGGCUCCGCGGGUGCCUCCACCCACCCACACCCACACCAGCCUCCCGCCCACCACCACCACCACCGCCCGCACCACCACCACAACAACCACAAUCAUCAACAGCCCAACAAGCAUCAUCAUCAUCACCACUAUCACCACCACCACGCCAACAAGCAUCAUCAGCAACAGCAGUCGCAGCCUCAGCAAAACUACUCCAACUCGAAGGCUCCCGGCGGCGCGUACCAGCAGAAGAAGGGCCUCCCCUAUCACCAGCAGGGCAAGCACCAAACCCAACACCACCAUCAGCAGCCCCCGCCCCAGCAGACCAGCAAGCAGCAGUCCCAUCAGCAGCAAAAGCAGCAGCACCAGCCACCCACACCGCCCAAGCCCGCACAUUACCAGCGGCAGCAGGGCUCCCCCUCUCCUGCCCCUCCUCCCCAGCAGCACAGAGCUCCUGGUGGCCAGUCAGGGCAGCAGCAGCAACAACAACAACAGCAGCAGCAGCAGCAGCAGCAGCAGCAGCAGCAGCAGCCGCAGCAGCAGCAGCCCCAACAGCAGCCGCCGCCGCCGCCGCCGCAGCAGCAGCAGCAGCAGCAGCAGCAGCAGCAGCAACAGCAGCCACAACAACAGCAGCCGCCACAACAGCAAUCACAGCAGCCGCCGCAGCCCAAGCAGAAGCAGCAGUCCCCUGCACCGUCGCAGCAGGGACCCGGCACGGGUGGACCGCGACAGCAAGCACCCAACUUCGAAUAUGACGACCAGGAGUGGGACGUGGGCGUGGGCGACCUGAUCAUUGACCUGGACGCCGACAUCGCCCAGGCCGACCGCGGGAGGAUGAGCUCCGCCGCCCCGCCCCCGCAGCACCACCACCAUCAUCACCAUCAUCACCACCAUCACCACCACGCCAACGCCUCAUCAUCCUCAUCGGCCAGCGGCGCCAGUGGCGGCAGCGGCACCCCGACCUCCAGCGGGCCCCAGCAGCAGCAGACGCAGCAGUCGCAGCAGCAGACACCGGAGGACAAACACAGCCUCAAAAUGAAGAUAAAGAGGACGAAGCCGACGACCAAGAAUAGUGAAGCCAAACACGAGAUUGUCAAGAGUGACAUGGGUCCCGGGCCUCCCCACCCCACGCCCCCCACCUCGCUGCAGCAGCACCACCACCAGCAGCUGCACCAGCACCCUCCCAUGUCUCAGCAACAGCCGCAGCAACAGCAGCACGCGCCGCCACCACCUCAGGCCCAGUCCCAGGGCCAGCAGCCUAGCACCCAGCAGGCCCAGCAGAAUAGCACCGGGGCGGCCAGUACCCCGCCCAGCCUCCAUCACAACGGUGCCCACAUUAAGCUGGAGCCUGGCACUGGCGGCGGCGGUAACAGCAGUAGCGGUGGCAACAAUACUGGUGGCAGCAAUAACAGCAGCAGCAACAGUAGCAGCUUAAACAGUAGCAAUAGCAACAGCAACAAUAGUGCUGAGAUGAACGGCCGGGCCGCGCCUCGCUCACAGCCACAUGUUAGAGCUGCCCACAAGAAGGACAAGCGACGCCACGACCUCAACGGCACGGCGUCGCCACCGCCCGCGCAGCCCCAGCCUGUGGCGUCGUCCCCUAGGCCCCUGGGCACCUGUCCCGUGACGCCUACCAUGCCUCCCGCCGCCGCCGCUGCCGCUGCGACCCCCACCACUCCCACCCAGGCUCCCGCGGCGGUGGUGGUGACGGCGGCGACAGGGGUGGGUCCGGGGGCGUCACCCCCUCUGGCUGCAGUGAAACUUGAGCCCCGCGCCUCCAGCUCCUCUCCCAGCAGGGCCGCCACGCCGCUGUCACACUUCCCGGUCAAGAGUGAUACUCCGCCCCCUGCCAAGCGACCGAAGCCGGGUGAGGAGAGUGUGGCAUCUCAGCGUGACGUGUGUGUAGGAACCAGCGUUGCCACCCUCACUGACCCUGACUGCCUGGGCCCCUGUGAGCCGGGCACCUCUGUCAUGUUGGAGGGCAUCGUCUGGCAUGAGACUGAAGGCGGAGUUUUGGUAGUCAAUGUGACCUGGCGUGGCAAGACCUACGUGGGUACCCUGCUAGACUGCACGCGACAUGAUUGGGCACCACCAAGGUUCUGCGACUCGCCCACCAGUGAUAUAGAGUCUCGCACACCCAAGGGUCGGGGUAAGCGGGGACGUGCUGCCACCACCACUACUACCACCACAACCACCACCACCACCACACCUACCACUGAUCUCACUGUUACAGAGACUCGCAGUGGAAAAUUGCGCAAUGCCAAUGUUAAAGGACGGAGAGGAAAUGUGACCCCAACAUUCAACCCUCCUCCUAGUCCGGUCAAAUCUGAGCCUGGUGGGACCAAGCGCAAGGGUAGAGAAAAUGAAACACCCGAGGCUAAAAAUUGGAAGCGAUCACGAGCAUCGUCGCGUGGAACUCCCACCAAUGGCUCCAACAGCCCCGGCCCCGAGCAGCCUGCCUCCCCACAGCUGAUCGAGUGCCCCGAGCCCAAUUGCAACAAGAAGUACAAACACAUUAACGGGUUAAAGUACCACCAGAGCCACGCCCACAACAAUGCUGCCAACGAUGACGAGACCACCAGUACGGAGGGGCGGGCUGAGAGUGAGGUGGAGGAGAGUCAGCCCUCCUCACCGGCCCCUGUGGUGGAAACUCCUGUGGAUAAGAGCUCCCAGGAUGUGGUGAAGCCUUCAGUGCUGCGCUACACGGGGCCACCUGCCUCGUCGCCCAGCCCGGGCCCCAGUGAGGAUGCACCUAAGGGAACCAACGCAAUGCCUGCUAGUCAGCCCAGUGUGAUACAGACACGGGUGCCUCCACCCAACCCAGCCGUCUAUGUGUACACUGGCUCGGGGAAUGUGGUGAGCCCACAGCAUCCACCACUGGGAUCUCCAGGGGUUGGUGUGGCCACCCCAGGAGUGGGUGCUUCCCCUUCAGUGGUUGGUGUGUCCCCAUCAGGGGUAGGUGUGACUCCAGUCUCAGGCAGCAUCCCACAGGUCAGACCCAGCGGCUUAGUCAGAUCCGAGGUUAGAACUGAGAUGAUGGUACGAGGCAGCACUGGUCCCAGGCCAGCCAUGCCUCCUGUGGGAGCCCAGGUGACCCCUGUCUCCACUAAUUUGACUCCACUACCACCCCAGGGCACACCUCUGUCCAGUCUGCCAGGCAACUCUCCAGGCUUGAUCUCAGUCAAGCAAUCACUCUUAGAAUCUGAUAAAAACAAGCCCAAGGAGUUGAUAAAUGGCUUGGUGAACAAAGAGGUGCGGGAGGAGGACCAUCAGCCAGGCCGCGAGGAUGCCCGCAGUCCUGCGUACUCUGACAUUUCUGAUGCCAAUGACACUGCGCCAGUGAUGGAUGGUGACAACGAUAACAAAGAUUUGCAAGAUGAUAAUAAGAAGCCUGAAUUAUCUCUUGGUGCACAGCCCUACCCACCCUAUGGGAUAUACUAUCCCUAUGGACAGCCCCCUCCACCAUUCCUUAUGCCUCCCAUACAGCCUCCACCUGGACCUCCUGUCCCUACGAGUAAAGAUGGAGAUGGAAAAGACUUGAAAGAUAAGCCUGGUGAAAGUGAUAAAAGAGACAGUGUACCUCCACAAGGAAGUAGUGAGUUUCUUAGUAAAAUUCCGUACCUUUAUCCAUCUCCUUAUUACAUAAACCCUGGUUAUCCGGAACAUUUUUUACGAGAAGCACCAAUUUACAAAGAUGUAGAGGGUAAGGACUUGGUAGCAGUGAGGGAGGGAGACAAAGGUCCAACAGACCUCUCCAAAACUGGGCCAGGGGGCAUGCUUGUCACUCCCACUAUACCCAAAGAUAAGUUAGGUACGAUGAAAGACAAACCAGUAGAGAAUCACACCAUUCUUAAAGAAGCACAUGAAAUUAAGGGCCACUUAGAUAAACGGCCUCCCUUUGACGAGCCUCCCCUGGCCUAUCGGUACGCCUUUGAGCAGCGUGUGCCCCUACCUGUAUUAUCACAAGACAAACCUGGGGAGAAGGGCCUGGGAGGAGGACCCAAACCCUCACCCCCAGCACCCAUGUCUAGUCCCAGAGUUGUGUCCACUCCCCCAGCGAGCUCAGCCCUUGGAAAAGACGACCGGGGAGAGAAGAAAGUCGAGUCCAAGAAUGAAGGAGUGAAACCAACCAUGGAGACAACAGGACCCCCUCCCCCUCCAAAUUCUACCGCCUAUUACCCUUCCUUCCCCUACAGCUCCCUUCCAUACGACCCUUACAGGCCUCCAAUAGUCCCUUCGAUGACCCUUCCUGCUGGCUACCCUCCUCCUCACUACCUUCCUUCAGCUAUGGUGCCUAGAUACCCCCUCAACUCCCCUGUCAGCAAUGCACCAGAGGAUCUCUCCCGAGGUGGAUCGAGUGGCUCCAUGAUCCACUCCCACCUCUAUUCCAACCACAAAAUACAUGAGUUACAUGAGAGGGCGAGGAAGUCACCCUUGUCUUCUGGCGCCUUGGGGAUGACGCCGCCAGGCCUCCUCAGCACCCCACAGAAAGUAGCAUCUCCUAUGAAUAGCGGCAAAGAGGGAUCUCCGUUGGGGCCAGUUGUUACCUCUGCUUCAGUAUCCGUGCCCUCUUCAUCCUCGUCCUUAACACAUGGAGAGAGGGGACCUGUGGGAGGAGGGGUAGAGGGAAGGUCACCCCCAACAGCCCGCCCCCCCACACACCACCUGCAUGAAGGCUUCUCUCCCUACUCUCUGCUCCCCCCACAGUACCACUAUGCAGCGCUGGGGGCGAGCCAGACAGCGGCAACAGCUCCACCGGCCAAGUGAGGUGCUGGAACAGUAACAACAAUGGAUGACGUGACCACUUGCCUGUCUGUUCUGGGAGGAAAACAGAAUCUGUGUGACCUGUUUGUUCCCAGUGAAACCCGUGGAUGUGGCUGGAUCAGGCAGGACGACAGAAUGACACACUAACACGAGUCCUGGUGUGUUGUGAGGAGCUUGCUGUCACCAAGAAUGUCCAGAUUUCCCAAAGCAUUCCAUUGGAUUGGAAUAUCAAAAGAUGUUGAGUUGGGAAGGCACUGUGGUACUGUCCAUGGGAAGCAAAAGGAAAGCUUUUGGAAGUACAAAGACAAAGUGAUGGCGUGUGAACAGAAAGUGUUGGUGGAAUUCUGAUAAUCAGGACUAUUAUUGGCAUUGAUUUUGUCAGAAUGUUUAUUGGAAGAUAUUUUGUUUGUGAAGUCUUAUUUUGCAUUCACAAAAUUUCUUAUAUUAGUUUGUGCAUCAAAGCUCAACCAAAUAAUUAGACGGAAAAAAAAAAGUCUAUUGACUUUGAAUUUUCAAAUGCUGUGGAGUUAUGGAAGAGUGAUGAGUACAGUGACUGGAAGAAAAGUGUUUAUAUGAGAGACAGAUGAAAUUCCAGAAGUGAAUCUGAAAAUUAGCAGGAGCCAUAAGGUGGUGUGGUUAUGCCUCAUGUGAUAAUAAACAUAGAGAGGAGCAUGAAACUUGGGCACUGUUGAACUGGCAAUGUGCUUGUGAUUUCAUGGAAAUGUGUUGAUUACCUUAUUUUUAUAGAUGAUUGGUAAAAUAAAAUUGGUGUCUUUCAUUACGGAAGUAAUUGGACUUCAUUGGAGUGUGGCGACUGGUGGGUUAACUACGUAUGUGUUUUAUGCUGAAGUAAUCACACCAGUAGUUUCUGUGAGAAAUAUAAGUGAUGUGCUGUUAUGCUCAGGAAGGUUAGGGGAGGCAGUGGUGGCAUGCUUGUCACGCACCACUGCCUCACAGAAGGACAAUAACAACAAAAGAUAAAAAAAAAUAAAUAAAAUAAAAUAUGGAUACCUGAAAGUGUCAUCUCUGAUAUUCCUAAAAAGAGGAAUAGUGUAUGUAGUAAGUUGGUAUAUGAUGCCUUGUACUUGUAGCAUGAUCCAAAACAUCAUGUGUUCAACAUCUUUACAAGCAAACAGGAGGCCUCCAUACUCCUGGUAUUGAUUACUGUAGCGUUUGGAAGACCAUAUCCUGUCAGUGCUAGAACAGAGGAUGGGAUGAAAGUAAUGGAGUACUGUGGUGAAGCUAAGUAUCCUAGAGCAGUGUUGGUGAGUUGUGUGUGUGUGUGUGUGUGUGUGUGUGUGUGUGUGUGUGUGUGUGUGUGUGUGUGUGUGUGUGUGUGUGUGUGUGUGUGUGUGUGUAAUGAAACAGAGUGAAUGUGAGCACCUUCAUUACCAUCAUCACCAUUGUCAUAUGUAUAUGUGUUCAUGAUGUGAUUGCAGUGGUAUGGAGUCCAUAUUACUAUACUUUUGUUGUCCUGACCAGUCUGUGAUAGGUCAGCAAACUCAGGUGUGUAUGAGUGGCUGUUCACUCACCUGGACACUUGUUUGGAAGUCACAGGUGGACACACACAAACCUCUUCUUAUGUCUGUGUGGCUGAACUGCUGAACUGUAUAGGAAACAGAAAGUGCCGACUGAAUGUUCAGAAAUCACAAAUGUGGUAACGUUACAACAGAUGAGGGAGACAGUUUAGGAAAUGGUUACAACAUUGUCAUUCCAGUUACAGUUAUCAUUCCAAGAGUUUUGUAUUCUCCCCCGCCCUCAGUCCUUCAUAUGUUAACAUUCUUGAAACAUAUUAAACUGUUAUGUAAAAUAUCCCAACCUCUGGAUUAGGCCUCCCAUUUUUGAAAACCUGAUUUUUGUAGUAAGGCAAGACAAUAUGUGUGAUUUAGCUUAUUCUCUACUGCAAAAAAAAAGUCUAGUCAAUACAUCAGUUGAUUUGUCUGAUGGUAAUAUAUAUUUAACAUCACUCAUUUGUCUACAACUAAGGAAAAUUUAAGCAUAAUGAGAGUCACUCAUCCUCUGGUAGUGUGCAAAGAGGCUUCACUUGACAGACAUUCACACCUGCUGAAGGAGGUGGUGUGAGUCAGACGCCAGGAUUCACACAACUUGUCUUUGCCUCACACUCAAGGCCUUCCUACAACAGCCAGUCUUGAGGUUCGUUAUCAAUUGGAAUUCUUUAUUCUCUUAUAUAAGUUAAUCCAAGAAAUUUAUAGUCAUAUUUUCAUAAAAGUCAUUAGCAGAUUAAAAGUUCUAAGGUUCUUAAGGUCUGAGUAGAAUGUGGGCAUGAUCUAGAUUCAAUCUGAAGUGGAGGUAUAAAAAACAAAUUGAAGGAUGCUUCUUUUUAAGUAUGCUUAUUUUAGCCUGGAGAGUUCAAUCUUAUUUAUAGCUAUUUUAUGAAAGAAGUGUUUAUCCAGGGUUCAGAACUAUUUUGUAUGAUGGGUAUUUUUAAAUAGAAGACUUAAAUAUUCAAGUUAGAGCCGUCAGUGUUGUGUUGAUACCAAGGAGACUUCAGUGUUGGAUAUGUUGAGUCUGGCUGUGUGAGCCAAUUUUUUUAAAAAAAUUAUUUCAAAAUAUAAGAAAAUUUAAAA
Messenger RNA from Scylla paramamosain (green mud crab), 7775 nucleotides. Its product is annotated as zinc finger protein 609-like. Gene Ontology annotation, cellular component: nucleus. The transcript has 9 exons. The record is from RefSeq and is a predicted model, not a curated record. Gene Ontology annotation, biological process: regulation of transcription by RNA polymerase II. Bases 367 to 5190 code for a protein of 1607 amino acids. NCBI's taxonomy places the organism in Eukaryota, Metazoa, Arthropoda, Malacostraca, Decapoda, Portunidae.